Messenger RNA from Oncorhynchus nerka (sockeye salmon), 7011 nucleotides. Its product is annotated as kinesin-like protein KIF16B. Gene Ontology annotation, biological process: microtubule-based movement. Bases 292 to 5973 code for a protein of 1893 amino acids. Gene Ontology annotation, molecular function: microtubule binding; microtubule motor activity; ATP binding. The record is from RefSeq and is a predicted model, not a curated record. Lineage: Eukaryota; Metazoa; Chordata; Actinopteri; Salmoniformes; Salmonidae. The transcript is spliced from 24 exons.
UUUACGGAUGACACGGUGAAUUUUGUUAUUUUUCUGCGGCGGUAAUGAUAGCAGGCUAAUAUAAAGUGCACGCUCAAGUCUCAGGAGGGAGCACAAGUAGCUAGCGCUCUUCUUUUGAAAGUAGCCUUGGCUCUGUGUGCAACAGGUCGGGAGGUACAGAGGGAACUGGACACAUACUCAAGAUACAGAAACGCGCUUGCCACAUUUAUUUGUACUUAACACGACUGGGUUGUGCCUUUCAAGGACAACUGGAUCUAGUAACAGGUGAAGCAGACAGAAAGGGGAUGUGCAAUGGCAUCGGUGCGGGUGGCUGUCCGGCUCAGGCCUAUGAACAGACGGGAGAAGGAUUUGACUGCCAAAAACAUAAUUGAAAUAAAAGGGGACAAGACCACCAUUACAAACUUGAGGAUACCAGAUGGCAUUUCCGGCGAUUCGAUGAGGGAGAGAAAAAAAACCUUCACCUAUGACUUCUCCUAUGAUUCCGCCGACAGUAAAAGCAACACUUUUGUCUCUCAAGAAAAGGUGUUCAAAGACCUGGGCUCAGAUGUCCUCAAGGCUGCGUUCCAAGGCUAUAACGCCUGCAUCUUCGCCUACGGCCAGACCGGCUCGGGGAAGUCCUACACCAUGAUGGGAAAUCCAGGAGAUGCUGGUCUCAUUCCACGGAUAUGUGAGGGUCUGUUCAGCCGGAUUGCUGGGAUGACUCGUUGGGAUGAGGCCUCAUUCCGCACUGAGGUCAGCUACCUGGAGAUCUACAAUGAACGUGUCAGGGACCUGCUCAGGAGGAAGUCUACCGAAACCUACAACCUGAGGGUGAGGGAGCACCCAAAAGAUGGACCCUACGUGGAAGACCUGUCCAAGCACUUGGUGCAGAACUAUCAUGACGUGGAGGAGCUGAUGGAGGCGGGCAACAUCAACCGCACCACAGCCGCCACGGGCAUGAACGACACCAGCAGCCGCUCUCACGCCAUCUUCACCAUCAACUUCACCCAGGCUAAGUUUGACGCGGAGAUGCCCUGUGAGACGAUCAGUCAAAUCCACCUGGUGGACUUGGCGGGCAGCGAGAGAGCGGACGCUACCUGUGCCACGGGAGUCCGGCUCAAGGAGGGCGGCAACAUCAACAAGUCACUGGUCACUCUGGGCAACGUCAUCUCCGCUCUAGCGGACCUGAGCCAGGACGGAGUGAACACCAACUUGAAGAAGAAGCAGGUGUUUGUGCCUUACAGAGACUCUGUGCUAACGUGGCUCCUCAAAGACAGCCUGGGAGGCAACUCCAAGACCAUCAUGAUCGCUACCAUUUCACCUGCUGACGUCAACUACGGCGAGACGCUGAGCACUCUGCGCUACGCCAACCGCGCCAAGAAUAUCAUCAACAAGCCCACUAUCAACGAGGACUUCAACGUCAAGCUCAUCCGAGAGCUCAGGGCUGAAAUCGCCCGGCUGAAGGCCCUUCUGGUCCAGGGAAACCAGAUUGCACUUCUGGAUUCACCCACUGCUCUGAGUAUGGAGGAGAAACUACACCAGAAUGAAGCCAGAGUGUUGGAGUUAACCAAGGAGUGGACUAAAAAGUGGAAUGAAACUCAGAACAUUCUCAAGGAAGAAACCCUUGCCCUAAGGAAAGAUGGAAUCGGUGUCGUCCUUGAUUCGGAGUUGCCUCAUCUAAUUGGUAUCGACGAUGACCUCCUAAGUACUGGCAUCAUCCUCUACCAUCUAAAGGAGGGCAGGACAUAUGUUGGUCGAGACGAUGCGUCGACUGUUCAGGACAUUGUUCUCCAUGGGCUGGACCUGGAGAGUGAACACUGCAUGUUUGCGAACCAGACUGGCACCGUCACCCUGGUUCCACUCAAUGGAGCCCAGUGCUCUGUGAAUGGAGUGCAAGUGACAGAAGCCUCCCCACUAAACCAAGGUGCUGUUGUCCUACUGGGGAGAACCAACAUGUUCCGUUUCAACCACCCUAAAGAGGCAGCUAAACUAAGGGAAAAGAGGAAGAGUGGACUGCUCUCCUCCUUUAGUCCGUCUAUGACCGAUCUCAACAAAUCAUGUGAGAACCUCUCCACAGUAAUGCUCUACAACCCAGGGUUGGAAAUUGAGAGGCAGCAACGGGAAGAGCUGGAGAAGCUGGAACACAAAAGGAGGCUGAUUAAGGAGAUGGAAGACAGGCAGAAGUGUGAGAAGGCGGAGCUGGAGCGCCUGCAACACGAGGUGACGUCCCAGCGCAAGGAGUCUGAGCAGGUGCAGCAGCGCAUCCGCCACCAGGAGGAGACACUCCGCUGCCGCAGCCAGGACAUCGAGAGCCGCCUGCGCGACCUCUUGACUGAGAAGCAGCGCUUUGAGGAGGAACGCCACCGCGAGACCAAGGAGCUGGAGCUACAGAGGCGGCUGAAGCAGCAGGAGGAGCGCGAGGAUGAGAAGCCACAGGACGAGGAGGCGCGCCGCCAUAGCGAGGCGGCAGAGCGUGCCGAGCUGACAGAGAUUUUCCGUGAGCUGGAACGGCUGAAGCGGGAGAACGAGGAGCAGGCGGUGCGGCUGGAGGCGGAGAGGCGGAGGCUGGAGGAGGGCGAGCUGGAGCAGCUAGGCCUGGUUGGGCGCCUGGAAGAGCAGCUGAGGGAGCGCCACGAGGCGGCGGCUGCCCUGUUGACCCGCGAGGACACCCGGCGACUGGAUGAGGAGCGCCGUGCCUUGGCCGAGAUCCGCGAGGCCCUGCUCUGCGCCAAGGAGGCCAGCGGGCGCUCCGACUGUGAAGAAAUGGGUGUGGAGGCUGGGCACGCCGCCCAGGUCCGUUACACGGACUUCAAGGCAGCACAGGUGGAGGAGCUGGGUCAGUUGGAGGAGAGGCUCCUGCAGCAGAAGAAGUGCCUGGAGAAGGAGGUGGCUUCAGAGCGCGCUGCCCUGGCCCUCCUGGUCCACGCCCAUAAGGAGCGGCAGCGAAAGCUGCGAGAGACCCAGGAGAAGGGAGCACAGGACGCCUCUGAACUCUCCCAAGAGGAGCAGCGGAUGCACCAGGCCGAGCAGCGCCUCCUCUUUAAGGAGCGCCGGCUAGCCAGCCUAACCGACAGCCUCUUGCCGGCGGUGGCCGAGGAGAGGCAGAGGGCGGAGGAGCUGCUGAAACUCGGAACCUCCACUGGUGCUGACAGCAUAUCCAACAUAUCCCUGGGACUAGACAACACCCUGUACCAGGUGGAGAAGGAACUUGAGGAGAAGGAGGAGCGCCUUAACUCUCACUGCGCCAGUGCCGAGCAGCUUCAGCAGUUGCAGGAGACGUACGAGUUCACGGCCAACGUGGCGCGCCAGGAGGAGAAAGUGCGGCGCAAGGAGAAGGAGAUCCUGGAGUCGCGGGAGAAGCAGCAGCGUGAGGCCCUAGAGCAGGCGGUGGCGCGCCUGGAGAGAAGGCACUUAGCGCUGAGGCGCAGUGUCUCGCUGGUCCCCGAUAGUGAGGAAUCCAGGCGCACGGCCUCCAUUCUGGGGCCCGUGCGGGAACUCGACCAGAAGAGGGUGGAGCGGGAGAUCCAUAAGCUGAAGCAGAGGAUCAGUAAAACUGAGGGAAGUGGAAGGAGUCACACUGGGAGCGGCGAUGAAAAGACCAGUCUCAGCACCCCCCCUGUCAGCCCAAUCCAGAGCCUACCCCCAGUGCUUCCUAUCGCAGAUGACGGGUACAGUGCCUUCAGAAAGAUAAAUGCAUAUAUUGAGGAGGAGGUUAAGAGAAGGUUACAGAAGCUGAACCGCAUCAAUGGUGACAAAAACAGUGAGCUCUCACUUUCAUCUGAAUCUCUGCAGGAGGACAAAGAAGUUAAUGAUUCUAGCUCUGUUAGAUUAACAGAUGAGGAUGACAACAAGCUGCAAAACCCUGUCAACCCUAGGAAAUUGAAAUAUGAGAAAGACUCCAUGCCCGUGCUGUGGCGUAGCUACCUGUAUGUCCCAGGACUUGAGACGAGCACUCAUCUGGAAGGGCAUCCAACAAGUUCAGAAGAAGGUGGCAAAGACCACUCGGAGUUAGAUAAAAUUCACAAUCCAGAAGGGGAAACCAAAGUCUUGGCACAGAAGGGAAUAUUGCCUUAUAAAGAGGGUGAAAAAGCAAAAUGGUGGCAGGUGGGAGUGAAGGGGAAGGUUGACCAAGCUGAGAGCGAGAACAAUGGCUGUGAUUUUAAAACCAAGGACUGGGGAUUUAGGUCUACAAACACCAUAGUCAGUGAGGAUGGAAGUAACAGCCAAUGUAGCCCAGAUGAGGGAGUAACCAAUUUUAGUUGCUGCAUUGUUGACAAGACCAAAAGUCUAUCAUAUUCUCAGUCCAGAGAAACCAGAACAGAGAACCCAGUGUUGCACGGACUCACACAGUUUGACUCUGUGGAAGCUACCAAAGACCAAGUUCAGAACACAAGCAAGACAAGUAACGACACUGCAACCAUGAUCAACUCUGAAGUCCCCAUACUGACACAAAGUUCAAAGAGACAAAUCGUCAUCAAGGGCUACUUUGGUCUCAACAAGAUCCCCAAAGAGUCUGUAAAUGGGCAGGUGCAGAGGAAUCUGGUAACUUCAGAACCGGAUCGACUAACCAAGGAACUGGGAGCCAAACAGAGUUACGUCCUUGGAUACUUGGCAGGCAAGCUGUCUGGAGUUUACAACGACGCUGGACGAUAUCUGCAGAGUACACGGGAUAUCAUUAGGCAGGUUCGAGCAGGAGAGACUUCAGCAUUGACUACUACAUUCUCUCAGUACAUGACCAUAGUUACAAAAGAUCUUCCAUUUGUUCAGAAAAAGCAGCUUGACCAUUCAAUGAAACCCGACUCAAGGCAGAAUAAAGUUCAUUUUGCCAAUUUGACAGGCAAUUGCCUUUUCAAUGUACCUGAGAAAGGUCAUAUGUCUGCAAUUACGGACAUUUCAUUAUGGCCUAAAGGCUCUGUGACAACCUACAAAGACGGGAAGCCUGUAGUUUAUUGUCAGACGCUCGUGCAGUUUCCCAUCUUCCUUUCGGAAUUACAGUCUCUUCCACUUCAGAAGAUUCUCAUUCGUUUGUAUUGUGUGACGCCCAAAAUCGCUGCCACUUCCCACCACCUUUUGGGUAUCUACUGGCUAAGCGUUGCCAAUUGCAAACAGCCUACACCACAACCAAGUUGCUUACUGUUAUCUGAAACCGACCUCUAUGCAGUCUCCGCUGGUACUGGUUUAGGUAACAACCAGCCUUUGGCAGUUUUUCAGCACUUCAGUCUCUUGCACAUCAAGGAGAUCCAAGUGAGCUUUGCUGGGCAGCAUGUACGACUCCUGGGCUCCACUGAAGACACCAUCUUGGUCAUCUUCACCCACAGCAAAGAGCUUACCCAGGAGCUAUGCUGUACCCUGCUGAAAAUCCUUGCCCCGGCAGAGGUUCAGGAAGGCCCAGGAGCCCACCCCUUGCUUCGUGGAGACCUCUCACGCCUCUCUCUGGACUGGAGGUCCCACGUUCCAGACCUCCUGCUGGAUUGUGGCCUCUGUGUUACCUCACGCUUUAAGAGGAUCAUGGCUGACCUGCUCUACAUCCUGCACGGCAACAUGGAAGGACCCAACAAGCCCUCAUUGGCUGACAUACACCUUCUUAUCUACACUUCCAUCAAGGUGGAAAACUAUUCCACCUCCCGCCAAGAUGUCCUUUGCCAGUUCUUUCUCACAGACAACCACAUAGGCCUGGUGCAAGAGGAUGUUGUGUUUCACCCGGUACCUCGAGGCUCAACUCUGGUUCCCAUCCAACCCCAGUUUCAGGGAGUAGAGCUGCGCAGACGCUCAGACAUCCGAUGUGUGCUUGUGAGACACAGCGAUAGAUGUAUGGUGCUUGACAUCGCAUUCUCCACGGCUCACAAAGGGCAGAAUGAGACCAAAAGAAAGACCAGGAAAGGCGUCGCCAUUGUCCCUUUUCCUUCUGAUUGCAGGCCCCCAGCUGAUUCCUGGAAAUUAACUUUCAGCUCUACCUCGGAUGCAGCAAUCCUUAUCAAUCAUCUGUCAACCUGAUUUUAAGGCUGUGCUUACAGGUCAUAAAAGGAUGUCAUGCUAGUAGGUAAUAAAAGGAAAGGAGUUUAACUGCCACUGCAGGCCUGAAGUGUAAUGACCGUGCCGUCCUGCUGAACUCUUUUCUUUCAUUCAGCGUUGCACUUGAGCAAGAAAGCCAUGGUGAGUUGGCAGUUAUGAGGUUAAUCAUCAGCUAGCUAGACUGAUGACAUUAGGGUUUGCAUACUAUAAGAGUUUAGCAACAUUAUCGCAAAUAUUCUACUUGUAAAUCCUAUUUUGUUUGAGCAUGACGGCACCGCCAUACCACUUCAAUAUGUAUUUAACACUGUUUAAAUGAUUUUUUUGAUUAGUUGAAAAUUAUAUUUAAAAAAACAACAAAAAACAUCAUUAUUGUAACAUGGGAACCAUGCCUGUUGUAAUUGUUAACGUACAUCCACAAUGUCAAUGUAACAUUUUAUUGAAACGUAUCUACAGAAUCCUCAUGAACAUUGUGUUAUAAGAAAAUACAUGUCCAUAUUAUGAAUAUAGAUCAAAUACUAAAAUGUAAAGGUGUAACUCCAAUGGCUGCUAUUGAUUUUAAAGUAUUUUAUAGUAUAUUUGAAUGCUUCUCUUAACAUACUGCCAAUGUGGUGGUACACCUUAAUCAAAUCGUUGUCACUUUAAGAACAGUUUUACUCACAAACCUAAUUGUUUUGUAUUGGUGUUGUUGAUUAAUUGGAUAUUUCAUAGAUUUUCUUCCCCACUACAGGGAAUAGGUUGACCUUUUUGUUUAGUCAACUUAGCUCUCCUUCUCUGUUCUUACAUGAAUGCUCACAUCAAUCAUUUUUGGCUGGUGAAAUUGUUUUCUUCAAUAUGUUUGUGUAUACGUUUAUGCAUAUCAAUCAUAUGGUAAUGUGCAAUAUGGUUUUGAGGACUAUGUGUGAAAAGUAACAUGAAGAAUGUCUGAUGUACAAUAUGACUUGUGACUAUGAUCACUGUAAUAAUGUUAAUAAAAUAUGUUUAAUUGUUUUAACAAAAAAAUAAAGAUGGUGUUCUGUAUAA